ACUAGAUCAUCUGCUACCAUGUCCAGCUCAUUCGAUCUCCAUGUUCAGACAACUAUCUCACCUCACAAUGGACAGGCAUACCAUGUAGAAACAUAUCCUGUUUCUAGUGAUCUAGACCGCACUCUCGAAAUUGCAGCACAGUCUCAGAAAGAGUGGAUCAAGACUACACUGAGCGAACGUAUCGCAAAAGGUCGCAAAUUCAUUGAGAAAUUUUCUGUUCUUGCAAACCGAGAAGUACCAGCAACAUAUGAUCACGGUCCCCUCGGACAUCAUAACCUUGCUGAAGAGCUAUGCAAUCAGAUGGGCAGGCCUGUUGAUCAGUGUUGGGGGGAGUUUAGAGGAUUUUUACAGCGCGCAACCUACAUGGUCGACAUUGCUGAAUCGUGUCUCUCAGACACAACCUUUUCAGACAACCAACCUGGCUUUAGUCGCUCAAUCAAGCGCGUUCCCCUUGGUGUCAUUUUCGUCAUCGCUCCAUGGAACUACCCGUAUCUUGUCAUGAUCAAUUCUGUGCUUCCGGCGCUCAUUGCCGGAAAUGCUGUCAUCUUGAAGCCUUCUCCCCAAACGCCUCUUACCGCCGUGCGAUUCAAGGAAGCUUUGAAUGAUGCUGGAUUUCCUACUGAUCUCAUACAAGUCGUGCAUCUCUCGCUACCGCUUACUCGAUAUGUCGUGCAGCAUAAGCUAGUCGAUUUUGUCGUGUUCACAGGCAGCGUGGCAGGAGGAAAGGCUAUUGAAACGGCAGCCGUUGCUGCUGAUGGAUUCAAGGGCGUUGGUUUGGAGCUCGGAGGAAAGGACCCUGCAUAUGUUCGUGCAGAUGCAGACCUGAAAGACGCAGUAAUACAGCUAGUUGAUGGCGCAAUGUACAACGCUGGGCAGAGUUGCUGUGCAGUCGAGCGGAUCUACGUGCACGAGUCCGUGUAUGACACAUUUGUGAAUGAAUAUGUCAACGAAACCAAGAAACUCAUACUGGGGGAUCCUACAAACAAGCAAACGACCAUUGGUCCGGUGAUUAGCAUUGCCAGUGCAGAGAGGAUCCGCCAGCAGGUUUCUAGUGCAGUGCAAACGGGCGCAAAAGCACUAAUACCCGAAAACCUGUAUCCAACGGCAGAACCAGGCACGGCAUGUGUUGCGCCUCAAGUCUUAGUCGAUGUGAAUCACACGAUGGACGUUAUGCAGGAAGAGACAUUCGGACCCAUCAUUGGCAUCCAGAAGGUCUCAUCUGAUGCAGAAGCAAUUGAGCUCAUGAACGACUCGGAAUACGGUCUUACCGCUUCCAUCUGGACGAAGUCAUUGGAUGACUUCAGCACCCUCACAGACCAAGUGCAAGCCGGAACAAUCUUCCUCAAUAGAUGUGAUUCGCUCGACCCAGCCUUGGCCUGGACAGGGAUCAAGAACAGUGGACGCGGCGUCAGUCUGAGCAAAUUCGGAUACGACCAACUGACACGGGCGAAAUCUAUCAACAUGCGGAUAAACACUGCAUGAUCAGAUUACAUCGUGGGGUACGCUAUUGAGAUAGGUCUCGUACAACAAGGAGUAGAAUAUGACACGGAAGUCGUGGAUAUCUCAAUUCUUGAAGCAACAGUGUAUUAUGGAUACCUGCAGACAAGUAUCGUCAGUUAUGAUCAACGCAACGAUCAUAGAUGCAAAACAAUGGUAGAUCAGGACCCUCAAGCGUAAAUAGAGGGCCAGGGAAAAUAUCUCCAACGUGCGGACACUCGGUCUGUGAGCUCAGCCCAUCAACCAAGAAGUUUGGGACAAG
Suillus fuscotomentosus is the source of this 1759-nucleotide messenger RNA. Its product is annotated as Aldehyde/histidinol dehydrogenase. The transcript has 16 exons. NCBI's taxonomy places the organism in Eukaryota, Fungi, Basidiomycota, Agaricomycetes, Boletales, Suillaceae. The record is from RefSeq and is a predicted model, not a curated record. Gene Ontology annotation, molecular function: aldehyde dehydrogenase (NAD+) activity. Bases 19 to 1482 code for a protein of 487 amino acids.